UCACAGAGGGGUGGCAAACAGGAUUAAGAGAUUGCUAAUAAUUCUGCAUAAGUUUUCGUUCUUUAAUCUUUGUCCUCCUAUUUUAUAUUUAAGCAAAAAUGUCAGAGUCAAAUACAGAUCAUAUAGACUCAGUGGAGGAAGAAUUAGAAGUAGAAUCUAAUUACAAGCCUCCUCCAGAGAAAACAAUUGAACAAAUUUUAGAAGCAGAUAAAGAAGAUGAAAGUUUACGUAAAUACAAAGAAACACUUUUAGGAGAAGCAAAAUCGGGUGGUAUUGUUAUAGAUCCAAAUGAUCCAAGGAAAGUAAUAGUAAAGAAAUUGGCACUCUGUGUUGCAAACAGACCAGAUAUGGAAUUGGAUUUAACAGGUGAUCUUUCCCAAUUAAAAAAACAAACAUUUGUAAUAAAAGAAGGUGUUAGUUAUAGAAUAAGGAUUGACUUUAUCGUGCAACGUGAAAUUGUGCAUGGUUUGAAAUAUGUACAAAAGACGUAUCGCUUUGGAGUACCGGUGGAUAAAAUGAUGCAUAUGGUUGGUUCUUACCCACCAAAAACAGAAGUGCAAUCGUACACUACCCCAGCUGAAGAUGCACCGGCUGGAGUAGUGGCGCGUGGUGCCUAUAGUGUAAGCUCCUUGUUUACUGAUGAUGACAAGCAUGAACAUCUGAAGUGGGAGUGGUCGUUCGAAAUUAAGAAAGACUGGAAAGAAUAAGCUUCCUCUCAUAACAGGAAGCCUCAUAACGAUCGCGAUUAAAAUAAAAAUGCCAAAAGGGACUCUAAUUUUGAUAGAUAUUCAGCCGUAAUGCGAUGCCAUAACUGUAUUUUUUAAGUAAUAAGAGAAAGAGUAACGUUGAUAUUUAUUUAGAUACUUUUCCUGAAUCGUGAACCUUAAACAUAAACAGUUGGAUGCCCACGCGCGCAUGCAUACACGUCAUACAUAUUACAUAGAAAGACAUAAGUGUGCGCAAAGAUAUAUAUAUUCAAACCAUCGAAUCAUGUAUAGACACUAUUUUGUAAUUGUUCAAAUCAUGCACAAUAUUGAUCAGUAUUUGAUAACUCUUAUGGUGUAGUUGACUAUAUCCUAUUUUAAUUGUUUUGCUUA
Dufourea novaeangliae is the source of this 1097-nucleotide messenger RNA. It is a transcript of the gene RhoGDI, whose product is annotated as rho GDP-dissociation inhibitor 2. Lineage: Eukaryota; Metazoa; Arthropoda; Insecta; Hymenoptera; Halictidae. Gene Ontology annotation, cellular component: cytoplasm; membrane; cytosol. The transcript is spliced from 4 exons. Gene Ontology annotation, biological process: Rho protein signal transduction. The record is from RefSeq and is a predicted model, not a curated record. Gene Ontology annotation, molecular function: protein binding; Rho GDP-dissociation inhibitor activity. The coding region runs from base 99 to 707 and encodes 202 amino acids.